This is a messenger RNA of Dibothriocephalus latus, 330 nucleotides long. The record is from the annotation of a GenBank genome assembly. NCBI's taxonomy places the organism in Eukaryota, Metazoa, Platyhelminthes, Cestoda, Diphyllobothriidea, Diphyllobothriidae.
AUGGAGAACUCAGGUGCAAUAUCGCCAAUUGACUGGUACAUGGCGGGAGCGCAAGAAACGGCCCUGAACGGCUUAUAUGGUCUUCCCAAGGUGCACAAAGAGGGCGCUCCCCUCCGGUCAAUCAUAUCUCUCAAAGCAACUUUAACCUACGGACUGGCAAAGUGGCUGUUUAGAGGGCUCGAAUUCUUGACCUCUGACGCCAAGUUCCAGGCUGUACCUCAGUUGAUGGGACCCAGCCAUAUGUUCAAGUUUAACGAGGCCGAAAUACUCGCAAGAUGUGACAACGGUGUGAGCCACGAGUUGCUCGAGUCAUGGCUCCCAGACCCAUAA